AAUACGUUCAGUUCAGUUUUUUAGUUUGUCAAGAUGUCUGCACAUACUGUUACUGCUCAAUGUUUGAGCCUGAAUGUGAGAUAUAACAGAAACGUCCAAGAGAACAAUGGAGAGGAAGAGGAGAGGCAGGUGGUGAUAUUAGAGGAUGAAGAGCAUCACGCUGAUCUCGGGCCACAAAGAGCCAGACCACACACUCAAAACAACCCUGCAGCCAACAACAGAAGGUGUUUCAAAGCUACUGCAGUGACUCUGGGAGGGUUUUAUCUUCUGAUGUUGGCUGGACUCUUCAUUCGCCUCACUUUGCUGCAGACCAGAUACGACCAACUGAGCAACAACUACAGUCAGCUCCAGGGGGAAGUUUCAGAGAAGUGCUGUCCUGAUGGAUGGACGACAUUUGGACGCAGUUGUUACUUCAAAUCUAAAGAGAAGAAUACUUGGGAUGGAAGCAGAGCUGACUGUCAGCAGAUAGGAGCAGAUCUGGUCGUCAUAAACAACGAAGAGGAACAGGUUCUGGGCAGCAGGACUGACUCGCAAUGAUGAUCACCUGUACGCUGCUUCAUGCUGCGAUCAACAAGGAAAAU
Molecule: messenger RNA, 581 nt
Organism: Perca fluviatilis (European perch)
Lineage: Eukaryota; Metazoa; Chordata; Actinopteri; Perciformes; Percidae
Product: C-type lectin domain family 4 member E-like
Exons: 5
Coding region: 34-537 (167 amino acids)
Source: RefSeq, a predicted model, not a curated record